UGGCGCAAUCCUCGUCCUGCAAAGGGAACUCACGCGGCGGCUGCAGCUCGUUUUUUCCAUAUUUCCACUAUCCACACAUUUCACGGCUGCGUUUCUUGCGGUUUGACUUUCAUUGUUUCUCGGUCCUCAAACGCUCGUUUCACGUUUACAACUUUUACGGCUCCCUAUUCUAUAACGCUCCGGGCCGCAAAAACGACAUGGAAAACUGGUCAGGAUACUAUCGACUUGGCUUUAAGCGUCACACAGUUUAGUUUAGAGUUCACACUGAGAGAAAUUCACACUAGCGAAAAAUCUGUGUGAGCCGAAUCAAAAUUUGUGCAUUUGUGCGACCGCCGCUGGCACCGUGAUAUAACAGGAGUUGCCGCUCGACUUUCUCUACUUUCUCUCCCUCUCUCGCGAGUCGAAGUCGCACUUGAAGGUCUCCAUGUGGCAGCUCCAUUGACCAGUAAGGCAAGCAACCGGAGCGCCCAAGUUAACCAAUGCUUUUGGGCCAAUUCGUUUGACAAUUGAGGAAGUGAGCCGCAACUUUUAAAUGAAGAAACAUGGGGAAUGGCAUGAACAAGGUCUUGCCGGGACUUUAUGUGGGCAACUACCGCGACUCCAAGGAUCACACUCAGCUGGAAAGAUUCAAGAUCUCGCACAUCAUCGCCAUACAUGACAGUCCGCGGCGUCUGCUGCCGGACAAGCACUACCUGUGCGUGAUGGCCUCGGAUACGCCGGACCAGAAUCUCUCCCAGUACUUCUCCGUCUGCAACGACUUCAUUCACGCCGCUCGACUUCGCGAAGGCAACGUGCUCAUCCACUGCCUGGCGGGGAUGUCGCGCUCGGUGACCGUGGCCGUGGCUUACAUCAUGACGGCCACACACUUGAACUGGAAGGAGGCGCUGAAGGUGGUUCGCGCUGGUCGCGCUGUGGCCAAUCCCAAUGCGGGAUUCCAGAGCCAACUGCAGGAGUUUGAGCAGUUUAAGCUGCCCGAGGAGCGGCGCCGCUUGAGGGAACGCUUCCCAUCUUCGGCUCUGGAGCAACUGGAUCGCACCAAGGUGGCCACCGCGCUGGACAACUACCAGGAGCUGCUGCAGAACCGCGACAUCUGCGAGGGCAACUGCUCCCGCGGCGAAAAAUGUCCAACAGGCGUCUGCAACAUGGAUCCCACGAAGGGCUUGUUCCGACGACGUCCCUCCAACGCCUCCACACACUCGCGUCUGCGUGCCCAGUCCUCCAACGCCAACGCCUCGUCCAGUUCGCUCAGCGUGAGCAGUGUAGCCGCCCAAUCCUGCCCCACAUCGCCCAAGAACUCACCGCUGCCCAUGGUCCGUCGCUCGGUGGGCAACGAGCGCAUUCCCGAGGACGAGAUCGUCCUGGAACAGCCGCCCACCACAUCCCGCGAGGCGGCCGAGUAUGCCGCCGCCUUCGAGGAUGCUCGUCGUGAGCAGGAGCAGCGCCAGCAGCAGCUGCCCAGGAGUCAGCGCUCUCCCCGGCCGGGCAACUCCUCGAGAGAAGCGCCUCGGGUGAGCAGCGCCGGCAGUCGCAGGGAGUCGGCGGCCAGGGAGGGAAAUGGCUCCGCCCAGCUGCAGCGGAGUGCCAGCACGGUCAGCGGUUUCGGAGUGCGUCCACGGAGUAGUCCGGCUGGACUGCACGCUUACACGGGAUCGGUUCCUUCCUCCGUCCACGGUUCCCGAGUGGAUUUGCGGGAUGCUGACAAGGGAUCGGCUAUUUACCUGGGCUGUUCGGCACCCAGAGCCUCUACACUAUCUAUAUCCUCGUCGAGGGGCUCGUCGGGAGGCUCGGCUCCACCCUCACCCUGCCACACUCCUCCCGCCAGUCCACGUCAUGGCGUGAAAAGAUCCACCAGCCUGGUGAAGAAGCCGAGAUGAAGUCCAGAGCAAGCCGUCAUUGGCCGAGGAGGUUUUUUUGUAAUGCGAGUUGCGUUGGCACCCACUGCAUAUAAUCUGUAAUCCUUAAGCGACUUGCACCCUUUGGCAAAAUGCGCUCGUGACCUGCAGACUUGUUUGGUAGUGGACCAUGGACUCCCGAUUGGGAUUCGUUGGAUCCUUGAGUAGCUUACUGUUGUUAGAUGCUUGGGCUGCGGAAUCCUUCGUUUCCGGCUUUGGCUACUAAAAGUUGUUGAUCAAUUUUUAAUACGCAUUCGGGGCACUCGCCUUCGAGUGCAGCCUGAAUCAAGAAAAUCAAAUGUUAAGAGAUUAUUUUUCAGAGACGCAUUUAAGAAAUACCGACAUAUACAUAUACACACAUAUUUACUGUA
Molecule: messenger RNA, 2263 nt
Organism: Drosophila santomea
Lineage: Eukaryota; Metazoa; Arthropoda; Insecta; Diptera; Drosophilidae
Product: protein phosphatase Slingshot
Exons: 7
Coding region: 543-1874 (443 amino acids)
Biological process (GO): protein dephosphorylation
Cellular component (GO): cytosol
Molecular function (GO): protein tyrosine/serine/threonine phosphatase activity
Source: RefSeq, a predicted model, not a curated record